Molecule: messenger RNA, 1109 nt
Organism: Pygocentrus nattereri (red-bellied piranha)
Lineage: Eukaryota; Metazoa; Chordata; Actinopteri; Characiformes; Serrasalmidae
Gene: c20h9orf85
Product: chromosome 20 C9orf85 homolog
Exons: 4
Coding region: 186-704 (172 amino acids)
Source: RefSeq, a predicted model, not a curated record
CCUAUUCGAAUUGUUCCGUUCCACCUUAAAUGGUGCCGUAGUUAUUAUUGUACGGCCUGAGGCGCUAGAGUGGUACUACUGCAGCAUUUAAGGUGGAACGGGAUAAUUCGAGUAAGAAGCUGGGAACAGUUCAGCCUCGUCUUUCGAACCGGCGUUUAUUGAAUUAGACACACAGACAGACCCAGAUGAGCUCUCAGAAAGGCGGCGGUUCUCGUUCUCGGACCCAAAAGCACCAGAACACGACCGCCUUUAAAAACGACAAAUACGGAGCGAGUCCGCAGGUGAAGAAAGCAAACGCGAAGGUCCACGAAGGUCUGUGUCAGCGGUGUAAAGACAUACUGGAGUGGAAAGUGAAGUACAACAAAUACAAAUUCCUCACUCAGCCGCGAAAAUGUGUCAAAUGCCUGCAGAAAACAGUGAAAGAUGCCUAUCACAUCAUGUGUAAGCCGUGUGCCCUCAGACUGGAACUGUGUGCCAAAUGUGGCAAGAAUGAAGAAAUUGUCCUUCCGAUGAACAGGAAGGAGGAGGAGGAGGAAGAGGUGGAAGAGGAAGCAGACCAGCAAAGGCAAAGCAACAGGCGGAAGAAACGGGACCCUCACAGGACAGAUGAGGACGAUGAUGAUUUUGACGAUGAAGAGGAGGAUGAUUUUGGUGAACUGGACAGUGAUUGCAAUGAAUGUGAUACAGAGACUACAGGAAAAUAAAGCAAUGUCCAUUGUGUCUGUUAUUAUUGAGAGGCUGAAUUCAGUUUCAUUACUUCAAAUGGACCACAACGAAGGCUGCUGUUUUUCAGCUGCACACAAAAUUCCAAUGGGAAUUUGGAGGCUUCUGAACAAAAUUACUUCUGAAGACAUUUUGCAGUCAAAGGAUUUUCACUAUAUAUAUGUUUAAUGUAAGCUCACAGGACAAAACAAUUAGUCACAUACAUUUCUUUUCCAGUAGUUAGUUAUGUGCCACUCUGUGUUAAUAACACUCCUGUUGGACCUCGUCUCUUGAGACAGUUCCUGUCCAAUGUAGUCCAGUCUUCUCUGACAUUGUUUGAAAAAAGCUACAUGUUCGGUUGUUGCUUGGAAAUAUUAAAGAAUAAACAGACAAUGGUUAUGCGUGAA